AUGGGGUUGUGCGUCAAGCCUCCUCUUGCCAUGGAGGGGCACCCGAGCAACAGCGGGGAUGACAACAGCAACGGUGCGGAAAGGCAAAGCAAGGUUUGCCCGUCCAUUCACGCGCAGCAACAACAGUCAGCUUCAGAGUCGCCAAACACUUUGUUCUCCAAUUCCAGCGUCAUGGAUAACGCAUCGUCAUUAUCGUCUGCCGCAAUCCCACCAGCACCACCCCCAACCACCGCCACCUCUUCAUUUUACCCGGAGCAGGUUGCCUUUCUUACUUCGGUGGGUGAAAUGGCAAAGCGACUGGCACUCCAACGCAAGCCCACGCACCGUGGCGAAGGUCAUGGCAACGCACACCACGGAAUUGACAUGGAUUUGCCUUUUCUGCGCCAAGGAGAAGCACCGCUUUCUGUAAAGACAUUGGUGCGGGGCGAGGGACAGCGGGUCCGGCUGCGUCUUGCCCUGGAAUCUCAGCUGCAUCAACAGAAUCAAGAUUCACAAAAUAAGAAUUGCGGAAACACGGCCGCCAAACAAAAGGGAGAUUCUUUAAAAGAUAAUGGGGAUGCUGGAAGGAGCUUGAGCGCGGGCCGCCGAGCGGCGGGAGUCCAAUACAAUCACCCUGCCAGCCUAUGUACAAUUCUUUCUUGUUUUGCUCCGCUGAAAGCAUCGUACUGGCAGGAUGAUCGUCUUGUGGAGCCCUAUCUUGGGGAAUGCUACGACCCAGACCCCCAGCGUCGUCGCGGCAAUAGGAGCGAUGAAAAUACCGUAAUUGAGAGAGGGGAAGACGGCGGCGCGGGCGGCGAAGAGUUGGAUGAUGACAGCUGCUCUGUUGACAUAAAUGACAAGACGGAUAGCCAUUCCGACUGUGAAUCGCAUGAUGGAUCCGAUCGCCUGCGGCAGAGGCGGGGCCACAGUGAAAAGGCAAUGCGAUCGUACGGCAAGAUGCUCACUCACAACCGCUGCAGGAAUGACCCGGUCUUUCAUGAUGCCUUUUUUCUGGACACAGGCAACAUCACAGGCGGAGAACGGCGUAAGAAACUUAUUGUUCUGCAGUCGUACCGUGCCUCUGUUAUAUCUUUUGUGGAUAUGAAAGUGCUGAAAAAGGAUAUUAACAAUGACUUUUACAUUCAGCAUCCCGAGCUUGAAAUACGUGAGAUUAAACUCACCCACCUGCGAAAAAUACGCGCUGCGCUGCUUAACUUUGCUCUCGAGGAUAAUUCCCCUAUAGAGGUGGUUACCGUCGCGCAUGCCAAUUGGUACUUUGAGCGACUUGUCAUGCGGGGAAUGGUUGGCAAGCGGAACUGCGGACUCGCUGUCGCCGCGUGUAUUCUACUCGCCGUGAAGUUCAUUGAGACAGGCGACAUUCACAAGAAGAUUCAAUACGUCAAGACACGCUUCCGACAAGACGAGGCAUUCGCCAGCCUGACGUGGCAGAAGGUUCAGGAAUGGGAGUUCCGUGCGUAUGUUGGGCUGGAAUUCACGCUGAUGCCGGAGAACGGCAAUCAGGUCGUCGAGGCACACUUGGAGCGACUGUUGGGCCAAAUAAACCUCACAUCGCAGGAGUACUACAGCAAGAAGUUUGCACUUCCAUAG
This is a messenger RNA of Trypanosoma cruzi, 1587 nucleotides long. Its product is annotated as cyclin dependent kinase-binding protein, putative. The transcript has a single exon. Gene Ontology annotation, biological process: regulation of cell cycle. Lineage: Eukaryota; Euglenozoa; Kinetoplastea; Trypanosomatida; Trypanosomatidae. The record is from RefSeq and is a predicted model, not a curated record. The coding region runs from base 1 to 1587 and encodes 528 amino acids.